UCCUGCAGAUUGAUAAUCUGUGGCAAUUUGAGAGUCUUACUAAGCUGCAGCUGGACAACAACAUCAUUGAGAAGAUAGAAGCACUGGAGAGUCUGGUUCACCUUGUGUGGCUCGGGUAAUGCAGGUAUUUUGGAACCUAGAAUCCCUGAAAGACGACGGUGUGUUUAUCCCUACGCUCUCAAGGACUUGUCAUACUUGUUGUGCCAAGAAGUGAGACUACUUCCAGUCAGAAACUCAGGAUACGGAUUGCAGCACCAUGCAGUGGUACUGGCUCUGAUGCUGGGCAUAUCAGUGGCUGCUGCUCCAGAUUCAUAUCUUACAGCAUUCUCUGGUAACUGCAGCCACCUAAUUGGGUGGCAGCGUAAAUAUAUCCUUGUCUGCUGCUGAAAAUAGCAUGCAAGGCUUCGGCUCAUAAGCACAUCUCAAAAUGUCUAAAUGAGUUCUUCCGCUCUGUUGUCUGCACUGUUCCGCUGCACGGAUGACUAAUGCACUUGUGAAUCACAGCAGAUCACCACUGUGCGAGCAGUUUUUUGAAGCACGCUCAGGCAUUGCAGUUUGCCCAGAGGUUCUAGUGGUUCAGCAGCUGCUGUGUAUACGUGUUAGCUGCCCAGGGGCUGGGGUCACACCCAUGACUGGUAGCCACAUCAGCUGUCUGUGGAAUCCUGAAGCACUCAGCUCCAACCUGAGGGUAAACACUGCCCUUACUAAUGAUGAAUGUAGGUGUUAGCCUAGAUGUUUUGGCAGGAUGGGAUGAAGAAAUAUGGACGAGUGAAAUAGCUACAGUGAACUUGUCCUUCAACAACAUUGAAGUAAUUGAGGGCCUGGAUAACCUUGUCAAACUGCAGGACCUAAGCCUCUACAACAACAGAAUAUCUAAAAUUGAGAACAUGGACACAUUGCGUGAGCUACAGGUUUUCUCCAUUGGGAAGAAUAACCUGACUACUCUGGAAAAUGUGGUCUAUCUCAGGAGGUUUAAGAACUUACACUCAUUGAAUCUCACUGGGAACCCUUUCUGUGAUGAAGAGCAGUAUAUGCUGUUUGUUGUUGCUCACCUUCCAGGCUUGGUGUACUUAGACUUUAAACUCAUUCCUGACACCACACGAGAAGUUGCCAUUUCAAAUUACCAAUACCUCACUGACCUGCUGGAAAAUGAGGAAGCCGAGGCCCUGGCUCAGCUGGAGGAAAAGCAGGCACAGCAGAAGGAGCUGGAGUACUACAAGACAGCCUUUGUUGAGCACCUGAAUGGACCAUUCCUGUUUGACAGUUUGUAUGCAGAGGAUACAGAAGCUGCCAAACUGGCUUCCCUCCCUGGAGUGGAUGAACUGCUGCAGGAAUACAGGAAAGAUUUUGUCUCCAUUUGUGAGAACCUGUUUAACUUCUGUCUGAAUGAGCAUGAAAAACGAGAAGCUGAAGUCUCUGAUUUCCGUGAAGGCCUUCAUGAAGUGUUGACAGCGAACCAAGAAGAAGGCAAGAGAAUAAUCCUAGACUUUGAAAAUCGGAACAAAACGAGGCUGGAUGAGAUCCAUCGUGCCAGCAGUCAUGACACUGCUGAGUCUAUGCGAGCUGAGUACAACGAGGACAUCCUUCAGCUGUCAGAAACACUCAUGACCUUGGAAAUGCAGAUGGUGGACCAGCUGGAGGAACUGAUAAAGGAAUUUGAAAGAAACAUUGCUGUCAUAACAUCAACAUUCGCUGAAAACGUUCAAGGCAUAAUGACACAGUGCCGGGACCUGGAAAACCGUCACCAUGAGAAGCUACUAGAGAUCUCCAUCAGCACUCUGGAGAAAUCACUUAACGAUGAGCUCGAUGAAGAAUUGCCAGAUGAUGUUCGUGAGUUUCUUGUGGACAAAAACACCAUUGUUGACAUGGUCAACAAAUCCCAUAAUAUCCGCCUGCUGAAGAUCAGUAUGCAAGAGUGUGACAUCCUCCUCAACGUGUACCACUGGGAGGCCUCUGUGAAAGAGAAGCCUUUGCUGGAGACUUCUGUUCUGCAGCCAGGACCCCAACAAACCUGCGGGUUCACUGCUUGGGCUCAAUCUGUUCAGGCACUCCAAAAUGAGAUUGACAGAAAUCGCAACCGUAUCAAAGAGAUUUUUCAGUACAUCGAUGAUCUCCAGGAGCAGCUGGAUAACGCAGUGAUUCCGGACCCCAUGGAUUAGGUCUGCCAUGGGCCAGGCAGCUGCCUUAUCUGGGUGCACACAGCGGCAGAACACUCAACAAGGAUGCUGCCCCUCUGUGCCUGUGCUGUCUGGAACAUUUCAGGCCAAAGGCACACUCCUUCCAUUCUGCCACAGUCAGCAAAUAAAAGAUACUUAUUGUUUCUGUUAAAAGCA
Coturnix japonica (Japanese quail) is the source of this 2333-nucleotide messenger RNA. It is a transcript of the gene DRC3, whose product is annotated as dynein regulatory complex subunit 3. The record is from RefSeq and is a predicted model, not a curated record. Gene Ontology annotation, molecular function: protein binding. NCBI's taxonomy places the organism in Eukaryota, Metazoa, Chordata, Aves, Galliformes, Phasianidae. Gene Ontology annotation, cellular component: cilium.